Molecule: messenger RNA, 403 nt
Organism: Staurois parvus
Lineage: Eukaryota; Metazoa; Chordata; Amphibia; Anura; Ranidae
Source: the annotation of a GenBank genome assembly
AGAGCCGAAGAUGUCGGCUCGGUCAUGUGAUCAGCUGUGUCCAAUCACAGCUGAUCACAUGGCACUGAUGAUCAGUGUGGCCCCAGAAAUGCCACCUGUCAGUGUCCAUCAGUACCAGCAGUCAGUCAGUGCUCAUCAGUGCCAGUGCCCAUCAGUGCCACAUCAAUGCCACAUAUCAGUGCCUACCAGUGCACAUAAAUGCCACAUCAGUGCCCAUCUGAGCUGCCUUUCAGUGUCACCCAUCAGUGCCAGUCAGUGCCACCUAUCAAUGCCAAUCAGUGCCACCUAUCAGUGCUGCCAAUCAGUGCCGCCUAUCAGUGCCAGUCAGUGCCACCUAACAGUGCCAGUCAGUGACGCCUAUCAGUGCCAGUCAGUGCGCCUAUCAGUGCCAGUCGCCUAUCAG